UUUGAUUCGUCUGAAAAAAAAUUAACAUUUUCUGAAUUUAAAGUGUGAAAACUGUACUUUGAAAGGGCGCCUUUUCAUAUUUAUUUUUCUAACCUCCAUUCGCUGUUGGGAUUAACAGUUUUUCUUUCUGUCCUGCUUGAGUAGACUAAAAAAAAUAAAAAUGUCUGAUGCUAAAGCUUCGUUUGGGCCAAGGCAGGUAAAUAGGCAAUUCUGAUUUUUUUUACGCAUUAGACCCUAAAACAGGUUAUCAUUUUUGUGGUUCCUAGCGUAGAAUUCGGCAUAUUCGUUCCAUUGUUUGUCGGAAUAUUGUGUGGAGGAACGAAGCAAAUGACUCAGAAAUAGAACCAACUUCGUUGCAGGAGCCUUCACCAUCGACUCCGAUUAACUCGAAAAGCGGCAUAAAACGAUCAGAAAGCGCCACGUCUUUAGCCACUCCUACUACAGCAGUGGAAGAUUCGUCGUUGAUGAAACGAGCUUACAAGAAACGAGAGCAACAACUGCAUUGUGGGGGCCUACUGGAUGCCUAUGUGACGCUGCACACAGGGACAACUGGCGAACCCGAGUUUUAUAAGAGUGAAAUGAUUCCUAACACUACCAAUCCAACAUUUCGGUCAUUAGCUUCUCACUUCGAUUGGAUGAACUGGUAUGACGCAGCUUCCAGUUUGUUGAUUAUCCGUCUCUGGGCAAGACAUUCUAUUCCAGAAUCGGCCGGUCAACAUACAGAACCGAUUUUAGGAUAUCAAAAUAAUCCAACUCAAGACCAAGAUUUUCAAUUAUUAUUGGAGUGGGACUUGGAUUUAAACGCGUUGUCUUGGAUAGGAAAAUCGUUUUUAGAUUUACAGUACUCGUUUCCCGAGAAUUCGUUUUUAAUCGAAUUACACGAUGGCUUUUAUUCGGCUCCUGACAUAAAGACAUUCUUAUCUAGUCAAAAUAAAAGAAUUAGCUUGCUGGAUUUGGAACAACAAUUGGACAAUGUUAGUAUUAAUACAGUACAGUCAACCAAGAAGAAGCGAUCGUAUACAUAUAAUCAUAUAAUCAAAUUAAACACGAUUAAGGAUUGUAUAUUUGACACACAAAAAUCAGCAGAUGAAGUAAGGCAAGGUAUUCAAGAUACAAUGGAUACAGGAGAGCGCGGAUUUCGGCUUGGGCGAGAACUAAAUCAGCAUAAAUCCCGGCUUGUUGAAAAGGAAGCACAAGUGAUACAACAAAAGAAGUUGAUCCAAAAUAAAGUUGAAGAACUAAAUUUGAAACGCCAGGCAAUACAAAAGCGCAAAAUGGAACUGAUGGAUUCAUUGGAGCGAUGCGAGUUAGGCACAGUCGAUUUACAAGACAACGAGGAAAUACUAGAAAAAAAUAUAAAGAUGAGGCAGACAAUAUUUCACAAGUUGAACCGAAGAAAGAAGGAGCUGAUUGCAGAUUUAUUCUCUAUAUACCCUAUUGAACAGUCCUAUGAUGAUUCGCAACAGUUUCGUAUUCGUGGUAUUUAUCUACCGAAUUCUGUAUAUGAUGGCCAAAACGAUGAGUUAAUCGCCACAGCCCUUGGUUUUACCGCUCAUCUUGUCUCCAUGCUGGCUUUUUAUCUGGAAAUUCCACUAAGGUAUCCAACCAUUCCUAUGGGUUCGAGGGCAUCUAUCAGAGAUGUUGUUUCACUAAUAAGUGGAUCAAGAGACUUUCCGCUGUACGCAAAAGGCGUAGAUCAAUACAGAUUUGAGUUUGGUGUGUUUCUUUUAAAUAAAAACAUCGAACAGCUGAUGAAUGCCUAUGGAUUGAUUGUGAUGGAUUUAAGACAUACGCUACCUAACAUUCAUUAUUUUAUUCAGGCUAUACUUACUACAUCUGUGACAUCUAGUCCCACUUCAAUGUCCGUCUUAUCUAUUUCCUCUUAUGCAAAUGGAUCACGUAAUAACAAUGAAGAGCCACCAAUUCGUCAGAACCAUAACCACUUAACUUUACAACCCACGCCUAGUUUACCUCACCCACCAUCACCUUCUAUAUCUCUUCAUUCUAUAUCCAAUAAUACUGCUCACUCGCCAAAAUCAUCUAUAAAUUAUCCAUCUGCCGCAUUUUUGAAUACACCUCAGGCUAUGGCUGCCCCUGCAAUAUUAGACACCAUCACCACAUCUUCCAGUCGCCAUACAACAAUAUAAUUUUUUUUUUUUAAUUCAACUUUUUUUUUUUUUUUUUUUGCGGUGUGUAAAAAAAUGUUUUAAAUAUUUUUGUAGCUGGGGGGUUAUAGAUUUUUUCCUUUCCUUUAACUUUUAUAUUUUAUAAAAAAAAAAAAUGGUUAACGUUGG
Messenger RNA from Mucor mucedo, 2294 nucleotides. RefSeq lists its product as uncharacterized. Gene Ontology annotation, cellular component: endosome; lytic vacuole. The record is from RefSeq and is a predicted model, not a curated record. Gene Ontology annotation, molecular function: SNARE binding. The transcript is spliced from 7 exons. Gene Ontology annotation, biological process: SNARE complex assembly. NCBI's taxonomy places the organism in Eukaryota, Fungi, Mucoromycota, Mucoromycetes, Mucorales, Mucoraceae. The coding region runs from base 465 to 2147 and encodes 560 amino acids.